Molecule: messenger RNA, 1326 nt
Organism: Orycteropus afer afer
Lineage: Eukaryota; Metazoa; Chordata; Mammalia; Tubulidentata; Orycteropodidae
Source: RefSeq, a predicted model, not a curated record
AUGGCCCGCUGUGGGGAGGACAGCGCGGCCCCUGUGGUAAUUCUGGGGUCCUCUGGAGUUUGCAGUAAGGGGCUGCCACGGAAGGGGCUCUGUGAGCGGCGCCGACUGAAGGAGAUUCUGUCGGAGCAGCUCAGCCAAGAUCUGCUCAGACUUCUAAGGGAAGAAAUCCAUACAGAUGUUACUUUCCAUAUAGGUUGUACUUUGUUCAAAGCACACAAAGCAGUCCUUUUAGCAAGAGUUCCUGAUUUCUAUUAUUAUACUGUUGGAAAAACAUCAAACAAUUUAACAAAUUGUGAGCCUGUUCUGGAGAACUUUGAAGCUUCAGAAUUUAGAACAUUUUUACAGACUGUAUAUUCAUCAAACAGAAACAUAAAAAACUAUGAAAAGGAAAUUCUUAUGAAAAAGAUACUGGAGAGUGGAUUAUUGCCAAAGAAACCUGACUUAAAUCUUGGAAAAUGUACUGAUAAUGAUGGAAGAUCAUCUAUAGAAUUCUUAGGUAAAAAAUUACCUGAUUGUUUUCUUUUGAAGAAUGAAAUUUCAGAGAAUAUCAGUGAUAGAGAAGACAGUUUAAUUUCAACUAAUAAUUAUGACUUGGAACCUGCAUCUGAAUUAGGAGAAGACUUAUUGAAACUUUAUGUGAACCACUGUUGCCCAGAUAUUGAUAUUUAUGUUGAUGGAAAAAGUUUUAAAGCUCACAGGGCCAUUUUAAGUGCCAGAUCUAGUUAUUUUGCUGCGAUGCUGAGUGGCUGUUGGGCUGAAAGCUCCCAGGAGUGCAUUACUCUUAAAGGUAUAAACCAGGUAGAAAUGAAUGUUAUGAUGUAUUUCAUAUAUGGAGGAACUUUGGACUUUCCAGACAAAGCUAAUGUUGGUCAGGUACUCAAUAUGGCUGAUAUGUAUGGACUAGAAGGAUUAAAAGAAGUAACAAUCUAUAUUUUGAGAAGAGAUUACUGUAAUUUCUUUCAAAAGCCUAUUCCCAGAAGGUUGGGGUCUAUUCUAGAGUGCCUGGUUAUUGCUCAUUCAGUUGGUGUGGAAAGUCUUUUUGCUGACUGCAUGAAGUAUAUUGUAAAGCAUUUUGCAAGGUGUUGGUCUGAGAGAAGCUUUGCAAACGUACCCCCUGAGAUUCAGAAACAUUGUCUUAAUAUGUUGAUUCAGUCCUUAGUAAGUAUAACCCAAGUAACCUUGUUUGUGUUUGUCAUCACAAAAUUUAUUAAUUCUUGUACAAGUAUUUUCAAUCUUUUAAAUAGAAAUAUAGAACUUUAUUAUGAAAGCAAGAUAAAAGAAUCAGUUCCAUUUAACCCAGAACCAAUUCAGAAAGCCUAUCCUUAA